Messenger RNA from Pundamilia nyererei, 2323 nucleotides. RefSeq names its product oxysterol-binding protein 1-like. Lineage: Eukaryota; Metazoa; Chordata; Actinopteri; Cichliformes; Cichlidae. Gene Ontology annotation, molecular function: sterol binding. The record is from RefSeq and is a predicted model, not a curated record. Bases 407 to 2311 code for a protein of 634 amino acids. The transcript has 14 exons. Gene Ontology annotation, cellular component: cytosol; plasma membrane; perinuclear endoplasmic reticulum.
ACGUAGUUAGCCAUAGCUGCGUGUUUCCACACGGAGACCCAGCACUGCUGCACCGGGUGUAACCAGCGAGCUAACAUUAGGCUAGUUAGAUGUAGCUAGCUAGCUAUAGAUAUUUGGGGGUGUACGCAGCUGUAGAAUGAACCUUAUACACGCAAAUAUUGAGGGGCAGCAAUAAAACGUGUUGCUGUCACUUCGUUUUAAAGUCGCACUGUUGUUGCCGUCGACGUCUUCGGUCUGUUUGUUUGCCCCAUUAGCUGCCUUGUGUUGGUCUGUUAGCCUCCUCAGCUAGCCAGUGUCGUAUGGGUAUCAGAGUUAGCAGUGACUUCACCCGGCUGCUGGUUGCCUGAUCUUUCAUUUUGGACACGUCAAGGUCCCUCCAGUCUGUAGCUUAAGUUUAGGGGGUGUGAUGUCAGAAGCCAAGACCCCCACUCCCACCCCUCCUGGAGACACAUACAAAGGAUGGGUGUUCAAGUGGACAAAUUACAUCAAGGGUUAUCAGCGGAGGUGGUUUGUGCUGAGCAAUGGGCUGCUGUCAUACUACAGGACCCAGGCAGAGAUGGGUCACACGUGUCGGGGCACCAUCAACUUGGCUACAGCUACUAUCACUGUGGAUGAUGCCUGCAACUUUGUCAUCUCCAAUGGAGGGGCACAAACAUAUCACCUCAAGGCCAGCUGUGAGGUGGAACGUCAGCGAUGGAUCACUGCCCUGGAGCUGGCCAAAGCCAAGGCUGUCCGCAUGCAGGCAGAGUCAGAUGACUCGGGCGAUGACUUCCCUUCAUCGUCACCACGCAUCACACAAGGUGGUGGGUCACAAAAUUCAGAAGUCCAGUCUGCUCUCAGAACCCUGAGCAACAAAGUGGAGGAUCUGAGCACCUGCAACGAUCUGAUCUCAAAGCAUGGCUCUGCCCUCCAGAGGUCAUUAGCAGAACUGGAUGGUUUACGUCUGACUGGAGAGGCUGGGGAUAAGAUUCGCCAAGUCACAGAAAGAGCCACUCUGUUCCGCAUCACCUCUAACGCCAUGAUCAAUGCGUGCCGAGACUUCUUGACGCUGGCACAAACUCACAGCAAGCGAUGGCAAAAGGCCCUGCAGGCUGAGCGGGAGCAGAGAGUGCGGCUGGAGGAGACUUUAGAGCAACUGGCCAAACAGCACAAUCACCUCGAGCGAGCAUUCAGAGGAGCCGCACAGGCUAAUGCUAGUCCAGACAAUAAAGGUGCUGCUGGGCCUGGAAAAGGUGAGGCCAGUGAUGAGGAUGAUGACAAUGAGUUCUUUGAUGCCAUGGAAGAAGCCCCCGAGUUUAUCACUGUACCUGCGGACCCCCAGUUUCACAAAAGGUCAAGCAGUAAUAUCAGCGGCCUCAAUAGUGAAUUGUGUGCAGAUGAUCAGUCGCUUAACGAGGAGCCUCUUGCGAUGAACCAGGAGUCCCCCUCCCAGGAGCUGGUACCCUUAAAGAAGAGGCGGACACGCAUCCCAGACAAACCAAACUACUCCCUCAACCUUUGGAGCAUCAUGAAAAACUGCAUCGGCAAAGAGCUGUCUAAGAUCCCGAUGCCUGUUAAUUUCAAUGAGCCCAUCUCCAUGCUGCAGCGGUUGUCUGAGGACCUCGAGUACCACGAGUUGCUGGAUAAGGCCGCAAAGUGUCAGAACUCUUUGGAGCAGAUGUGCUACGUGGCCGCCUUCGCUGUGUCUGCCUACUCCACCACAGUCUACCGCACGGGAAAGCCUUUCAACCCUCUGCUGGGAGAAACGUAUGAGCUGGACCGCAAGAGAGAAAGUGGCUACCGCUCCCUAUGUGAGCAGGUGAGUCACCACCCACCUGCUGCUGCACAUCAUGCUAUCUCUGAUCGUGGCUGGACGUUGAGACAAGAAAUCACAGUUGCGAGCAAGUUCAGGGGGAAAUACCUCUCCAUUAUGCCUUUGGGCACAAUUCAUGCAGUCUUUGAGAAGAGCAAUAAUCACUACACAUGGAAGAAAGUUAACACCACGGUGCACAACAUCAUUGUCGGAAAACUUUGGAUCGAUCAGUCUGGUGAGAUAGACGUAGUAAACCACACCACUGGAGACCGCUGCCACUUAAAGUUUGCUCCUUACAGCUACUUCUCCAGAGAUGUAGCCAGAAAGGUUACAGGUGUGGUAAUGGAUAAAGAUGGAAAGGCACACUACGUGCUGUCGGGCACAUGGGACGAGAAGAUGGAGUUCUCCAAGGUGAUGCAGAGCAGCCGAGGAGGCGAGAACGGCACUGAGGGCAAACAGAAGACAGUCUAUCAGACCCUUAAAGCCAGAGAGUUGUGGAGAAGAAACCCUUUACCGUAAGUGCUGUUUUAA